This is a messenger RNA of Dinoponera quadriceps, 597 nucleotides long. RefSeq lists its product as uncharacterized. Bases 1 to 597 code for a protein of 198 amino acids. NCBI's taxonomy places the organism in Eukaryota, Metazoa, Arthropoda, Insecta, Hymenoptera, Formicidae. The transcript is spliced from 4 exons. The record is from RefSeq and is a predicted model, not a curated record.
AUGACGGGCGAGCUGCUUAUGCUAAUUUUCCUCGUGUUAUAUUGCCGGGGUGAUGGAAGUCACGCUUCCAGAGUGAAAAGACAGGGAUUACUUCCGCCGCCGAUCGUUUAUCCGUUCGGAGGAACGUUCAAGCUCGUCGUGGGAUUUGCGGUGCCGGUAGAACUCUCGGGCAGGAUUCUGGUUUACGGGCAAAACUUUCAAUUCCAAUACGCCCUGCCGCCGAACGCUACGCUCUUCACGGAGUUCUUCGAGAAUGCCUCGUCGUCACGGCGACGUCGCGACAGUAUUAGCCAGGACGAAAGGAUGACUGUCUACGGGCUUUUAGAGGAGGAGUUUGAGAGAAAAGGAAUGGACGGACGGGAAUGCAUGAAGAAGACUAUUUGCGAAGCAGCAUUGGCGCCUUUGGAGGAUGAAGGACUCGUGGGGGAAUUAUUGCAUCUUUUUCUCACACCUCAAGAAGCACCGAAUUCAUCUUUAGAUCCCGAGUAUCUAGAGGCGCUCGAAUUCGGGCGAAGUAACGGCAACUGUUCACGGAUCUACCGAUCGUGCUUGCCGGGUCAAGGGAUUCUGGAUCAGAUCUCAAGCGUGAUAUUGUAA